AUGAAGGUUUCCACUACCCUCGCUGCUGGAGCUCUCGCCAUGGGCGUUGAGGCCAAGAACUACCUUGGUUUCAACUCGGGCGCCACCCUCGCCAACCGAGAGGCCAAGUUCAAGGCCGACUUCGCUGCCGAGUUCAAGACUGCCCAGGGCCUCAAGACUGCCCCUGGUGACUUCAGCGCCGUUCGACUCUACACCAACAUCCAGGCUUACUCCGAGGAUGACCCCAUCGAGGCUUUCGAGGCUGCCAUCGACACAGAGACCGAGAUCCUCCUUGGUGUCUGGACCUCUGGCACUGACAACAUCGACAAGGAGAUCAGCGCCCUAAAGAAGGCCAUCGACAAGUACGGCACUGACCUGACCGACCUCAUCAUUGGUGUUUCCGUCGGUAGCGAGGAUCUCUACCGUAACUCUGUUACCGGUGUCAAGAACAAGGGUGGUGUUGGUGUUCAGCCCGACGCCCUCGUUGACUUCAUCAACGACUUCCGCAAGGCCUUCAAGAGCACCCCCAUCUCCAAGAUCCCCGUCGGUCACGUCGACACCUGGGACGUCUGGGGUAACACCACCAACAAGGCCGUCCUUGACGCCAUUGAUUUCAUUGGUGUAGAUGAGUACCCCUACUAUGAGAACGGCAAGGGCAACGGUAUCGAAAACGCCGGCAAGCUCUUCAACAAGGCCUACGAGGCCACCAUCGCUGCCUCCGCUGGCAAGCCCGUCUGGGUCACCGAGACCGGAUGGCCCUACAAGGGCCCCGACUGGGAUGAGGCCGUUCCUAGCAUCAAGAACGCCCAGAAGUACUGGCGCGAUGUUGGCUGCAAGUACCUCUUCAACAAGACCCCCACCUUCUGGUACAACCUCCGCGACUCCAACCCCGACAACAAGAUGAAGUUCGCUAUCACCGAGAACCUCUCCACCACUCCUCUCUUCGACCUCUCUUGCGACAAGGUUGACGACGAUGAGGAGAAGACCUCCAGCUCUGCUGCCGAGUCCAAGACCAAGACCUCCACUGCUGUUUCCAAGUCUACUCACGCUUCUGCUUCUGAUUCUGAUGAGACCACCAUGGCCACUGCCACCGCUUCCGCCACUGGCAGCUCUGGAAAGGAUGAGGAUGAGGACUCUACUGCCACUGCUACCGCUACUGGCUCCGGUUCUCACUCCAAGCCCACUUCCGCUUCUGGAUCCAGCUCUGGUGACGACUCUGCCUCCGAGUCCGGCUCCGGUUCUUCCGGCUCUGGCUCCUCCGGUAAUGGUUCUGCCUCCGAGUCUGGCUCUAGCUCCGGCUCUGGUUCUGGUUCUGGUUCUGGUUCCGCAUCCGAGUCUGGUUCCGAGUCUGCCCCCGCUGAGACUCCCAGCGCCGUUGUCAGCGGUGCUACCAGCUUCACUAUCUCUGCCGCAGCCCUUGCUUUCUUUGCCCUGUUUGCUCUGUAA
This is a messenger RNA of Fusarium sp. VM40, 1425 nucleotides long. The record is from the annotation of a GenBank genome assembly. Lineage: Eukaryota; Fungi; Ascomycota; Sordariomycetes; Hypocreales; Nectriaceae.